AACUCAGCGUGUAGCCCCGGCUGACCUCAAGCUCCGGACAAACCUCUUGUCUCAACCAGUUGAGAUUACAAGUGACCACGCCUCACCGGGCCUGGAAAUAGUUUUGAGCUCAGAGAUCCCUUGAAAAGACUUUGGAGACACCCGUCGGACCUAGUGAACACCCAUUUGGGAAUUAAUCCAAGCAAUUUGCUCUCAGUUUGUCUGACAGCUGCCAGACUAUGGUUACACUUCUGAUUCUGUUCAGCCAACUGCCCAUAGUUACCUUAGCGCUUCCUCGUUACACAAGAGCUGCAAAGGACUCCAGGCAUGCCCCAGAAGAAGUCUUUGCAUCAAAGGAAGAAGCAAACUUUUUCAUACAUCGUCGCCUCCUGUACAAUAGAUUUGAUUUGGAGCUUUUCCUUCCCAGUAACCUAGAAAGAGAAUGCAUGGAAGAGUUUUGCAGUUAUGAGGAAGCCAGAGAGAUCUUCCUGGAUGAACAUAAAACGAUGGAAUUUUGGAAGGAAUAUUCAGUUAAAGGACCAACCCCAAAAUCAGAUAGCAGAAGAGAGAAAAUUGAUGUUAUUCACAUUCUGAUUGGAAUAAUUGCUGGAGGAACACUUUUGGUUACCCUUGGACUGUGUUUGUAUUAUGUCUGCAUAACCAAGUGUAAGAGACAACCACAUGCAGGGGGUUCAGUCGCCUAUGUAAGAAAUGGCAGCUUUUCCAUCAAUCUCAGAAGACCUGAGGAAGCUACCUCGGCUCCAUUGGCGCCAUCUUUGGAGGAUGCUGGAUUACCUUCUUAUGAGCAGGCAAUGGAACUGAGCAGAAAACGCAGCAUUUCACCACCACCACCUUAUCCUGGGCUGGCAAAAGGGUUUAGGGUAUUUAAAAAGUCUAUGUCACUCCCAUCUCACUAAGCUCACCCGGUCAUCUCAAUGUAAGAUAUUUAUGUUAUUCAAAUGGUUUAUUUCUAAACCAAAAAAGACACUGGCUAUUCAGCUCUUUGUGACAAACUUCAAGGAAUAAAGGAAGAAUAAGCAUA
This is a messenger RNA of Cavia porcellus (domestic guinea pig), 1021 nucleotides long. It is a transcript of the gene Prrg4, whose product is annotated as proline rich and Gla domain 4. The record is from RefSeq and is a predicted model, not a curated record. The transcript has 6 exons. NCBI's taxonomy places the organism in Eukaryota, Metazoa, Chordata, Mammalia, Rodentia, Caviidae. Gene Ontology annotation, cellular component: plasma membrane; extracellular region. Bases 219 to 896 code for a protein of 225 amino acids. Gene Ontology annotation, molecular function: calcium ion binding.